Molecule: messenger RNA, 4431 nt
Organism: Nerophis lumbriciformis (worm pipefish)
Lineage: Eukaryota; Metazoa; Chordata; Actinopteri; Syngnathiformes; Syngnathidae
Gene: ano2a
Product: anoctamin 2a
Biological process (GO): chloride transmembrane transport
Cellular component (GO): plasma membrane
Molecular function (GO): intracellularly calcium-gated chloride channel activity; protein dimerization activity
Source: RefSeq, a predicted model, not a curated record
GCUAAGCCAGAAGUGUCGGGAGCGCGCGCGGAUUGUCCACCGUCUUCGGUCCAUGCCAACUCUCACGUCUCAAGUCUUAUUAAUAUCAUCUUCAUCAUCAUCCAUCUCCACGGGGUGCCUGCGGAUCCUCCACGACCACUGAGGGAUGAAACGAAAAAGAACGUAUGUCCGUCAUCACAGCAAUGAGUGAGUCGUCUUCCGUUCACUCUGCAAAGCUUGUUUCCUUGGCCCACUCGCUCUCCGGACUCGGCCUCGACGCCGCCAAUGGAGGCCCCCCAGCUGUCAGCCUGCCUAACAAUGACAAGCCUCCUCCUCCGGAGUCCGGCAUCGACCUCGGGCCGGGGAUUUUCUUUGCCGACGGCAAGAGAAAGGUGGAUUACGUUCUGUGCUACAAAUACAAAAAAAGGCGAGCAUCCAAGGCCCGCCUUUCUAUCGCGUCCAAUGGUAGCAUCUCAAUACCCAUGCCGGGUUUAUGGGAAGCGGACCCGGAGUCGGGGGACGCUGGAGGAGCUCCUUCAGGAGAUGUGGAGGAGUCAAAGCUCACCGAGGAGGAGAAGGCUGUGAUGAGGGAGGAGUUUGAGGCCGGCCUGCUGGACGCUGGACUGCAGCUAGAACGUGAUAAAGAGAGGGCAAGCGGCAUAAGUUUCAUCCGGCUGCACAUCCCAUGGCCGAUCCUCAGUCGAGAGGCGGAACUUCAGAAGAUCAAAGUCGCUGUGAAAAAGAAGUGUGAGCUGCGUAAAAGGGCGGGCAUCGCAGGAAUGUGGGACUCCUUUGUCACCAAAAUCAACACGCCCUUUCAGCCGGACGUCCCGGACUUUGACGUCCAGCGAGAACCACAGACGCGCGCUCGUUUCAAGACGCUCAAACACCCUUUCAUCAGAGACAAGCUCCACCUGUAUGACAUCACGUCCACAGAGACGGUUUUCGACAACGCAACACGUAGCAGAAUCGUUGCAGAGAUUAUUUCCCGCACAACCUGCAGACACACUUGCCAAACCACCGGCAUCAUGUCGCUCGUGGCUCGGGCCGUCUACAUCUCUGCCUUUCCUUUGCAUGAUGGGUCGUUUUCCCAGAGAGGAGAUAAAGACCAGCGCAACGAUAGACAGGUGCUUCAUGAAGAGUGGGCUCGAUAUGGAGUCAUGCACAAGUACCAGCCUGUGGAUCUCAUCAGGAAGUACUUUGGGGAGCAGAUUGGCUUAUAUUUUGCUUGGUUGGGUGUUUACACUCAGCUCCUCAUCCCUCCGUCAGUACUGGGAAUCAUCGUCUUCGUCUACGGCAUCUUGACUGUGGACACUAACGUGCCGAGUCAGGAGACGUGCGACGACAACCUGAACAUCACCAUGUGUCCGCUGUGUGACGGCGUGUGUGACUACUGGCGGCUGAGUACGGUGUGCUCGCUGGCUAAGGCGUCCUACCUGUUUGACAACGGAGCCACGGUUCUCUUCGCUAUCUUCAUGUCUCUGUGGGCUGCCUGUUUCCUGGAGCACUGGAAAAGGCGACAGAUGUGUCUCAAACACGCUUGGGACCUAACCAGCCUGGAGGACGAGGAGGAGCGCGUCCAGGAAGAGCUGCGGCCCGAAUAUGAGGAGGCUUUACAGGAGAAGAAGACCAAUGCGAAAGCACAGCGUAAAAAGAAGCUGACUCAAAGUGGAGACGGAGCUGAUGGAGAGAGGGACCAGAUGCUGGCCUUCCAGCUCGAGCCAGAGUCCUUGGACAUUGAGGAUCACCUGUCCGGUUACCUCAUCAACGUGUCCACCUUACUGUUCCUGGUGUUUGUGACCUUUUCCGCUGUGUUCGGGGUGGUGGUGUAUCGCAUCUGCAUGUUAAGUGUGUGGUCCAUGAAUCCCGAUCCUGAAGCCAAGGCCAGCGUGAGGAUGACGGUGACCACCACGGGCAUCAUCCUCAACAUGUUGGUCGUGCUGGUGUUGGAGGAGGUCUACGGAGCCAUUGCUGUGUGGCUGACGGAGCUGGAGCUUCCUAAGACGAAGGAAGAGUUUGAGGAGAGGUUGAUCUUCAAAUCUUUCUUUCUCAAGUCCAUGAACGCCUUUGCACCUAUUUUCUACGUGGCCUUCUUCAAGGGCAGGUUUUCCGGUCGGCCGGGUGAUUACGUUUACGUCUUUAGCGACUAUCGCAUGGAGGAGUGUGCUCCCCCUGGCUGCCUCAUCGAGCUGUGCAUCCAGCUCAGCAUGAUCAUGCUGGGAAAGCAGCUCAUUCAAAACAACGUCUUUGAGGUUCUCAUUCCUAAGUUGAAGAAGAUGUACAGGACCAUACAAGAGCAGAAAGGACAGGACAGAGGAGCGGAGGAUGAGAUGGACGAAGCAGACGAGAGGAGAUCCAAACAACAGUACAACAAAGACUUUGCACUGGAGCCCUUUGAGGGUGUCAGCCCCGAGUACAUGGAAAUGAUCAUCCAGUACGGAUUCGUCUCUUUGUUUGUGGCUUCCUUCCCGCUGGCGCCCGCCUUCGCUCUUCUCAACAACGUCAUCGAGAUCCGACUAGACGCUUCCAAGUUUGUGACGGAGAUCAGGAGGCCGGAUGCUGUGAGGUGCAAAGAUAUAGGAAUAUGGUACAACAUUCUCUGUGGGAUCAGCAAGUUUUCUGUCAUUACCAAUGCAUUCGUGAUUUCAUUCACGUCAGAGUUUGUGCCCCGCAUGGUCUACCGGUACAUUUACAGCGUUAACGGCACCAUGAAUGGCUACACAGAGCACUCGCUAUCCUACUUCAAUGUCAACAAUUUCCCGCCGGGCACUGCCCCCAACACCACGCUCAUCACCGGCGUGUCCUUGUGCAGGUACAAAGACUACAGAGACCCCCCAUGGGCGCCAGACGCCUACACCUUCUCCAAACAGUACUGGUCUGUCCUGGCAGCAAAACUGGCCUUUGUGAUAUUUUUCCAGAACCUGGCCAUGUUCCUCAGCAUGUUGGUAGCCUGGAUGAUCCCCGAUGUGCCACGCUCUCUACGGGAGCAGCUAAAGAAAGAGAACCUGAUGCUGAUGGAGUUUCUGCUCAAUCAAGACCAGGAAGCACACGCUAAAUUGCUCUCGUCCAAACGCUGCAUCCCACCUCAUGUCCCCACCAACCUAGACAUCGUGGUGGAGGCGCCCACGGAGGAGCGAGAACCUCAGCAGGACCAGGAGGACGAGGAGAAGGAAGCCGAGGUCAACGUCACUCUGGAGGAACCCAGCGGGAACGGUGGCGGUGAUCCGGAGUUCGGGAAGUCAUUUGAAGACAACGGUGGAGAAGGAGAUGAAGAGCGAGGAUGCGAGGGAGAAGAUGAGGAGGCUGAGAAAGAGAAGGAAAUAAAAAGAAGUGAGCGAGAGGAUGGAGAAUAUGAAAACAAGAAAGAAAGAAGGGAGGAGGAAAAUGAAACCGCUGAAAUGACAGCAGAUGGGUACGAGGAUGUGGAUUUGGACGCUCUGAUGAUCCAGCUGGGCUUUUUAGAUGAAGACUCGUCAUCAAACACAUUGAAAGAUGCAGAGAUUUCACCACCAAGCAACAAUCAAGAUCUUCCAUCAAAUCCUGCAUCCAAAAGAAAUUCCCUCCAGACUCUGAGCAGCUCCCUAGCAGAAAUGGCACCAUCCGAUUACGAUGCAAUGCCCAUUGCUGCGCCCCUCAGAGAGCCAGGCGCCAGGGCGAAGACCCGCUGCUCCACCCUUCCUUCACGCCACCGAGGAGCCGGGGCGUCUUACAGCCUGCCCAGACCCAGCCAGUCCAGCAGCCUCACCAGAUUCCAGCAGCAGGCCUCUCUCGCCCCGCUGGUGCCGCUUGGAUCUUCAGCCAACCCUUUCUCAUCACCAUCUUCCCCACAUCCCGAGUCUCCACAGCAGCCCAAACGUGAACUGUUCACCCUGAAGGGCCCCCCGCCUCAGCGGCCUCGCUCUAGGGGCCAAGCCCGGUGCUCCACACUCCCCUCACGGCAAAGAGUCCCCGCUUCAGAGGAGCGCUCCACCAAGCCGAGCUAUUCUACUAGCUUCACAAAGCUGGGGGACAGAGUGCCCCCUUCUCCCAGUGAACUUAAACGCAACACAGCAGUAUGAGAGGGGGUGGGAGGCAGCGGAAAAAGACGACCCAGAUGAUUAUCUUGUCUGUGCCUGGAGCCUCACCCCCUAUCCACUCUCCAUAUUUGCAUACAGAACACCUGAAGUCGGACCACAGACCUCCAGGCUCUCCUUAUCCUUUUAUAUACAGUAUUUAUGCCAUGAUCAUUACCAGGAUGGACAGUUCAGAGAAAGUGACUCUGGAACAAAAAUCUUUGUAUUGUUGCUUUUCGUUUGUUUGGCCUACCAACGCAGCUCACAUUAGCCACACUGAGAAAGCUAUAUCAAACUCAGCUAGUUACGCUCGUAAAUCCCAUGUUUAUUUUUAGAGGUUUUUGAUAUAAAUAUGAAAAAACACAUGCAAAAUUAUAAUAAAAAAACAACAUAUUUUUAA